Cylicostephanus goldi is the source of this 267-nucleotide messenger RNA. The record is from the annotation of a GenBank genome assembly. Lineage: Eukaryota; Metazoa; Nematoda; Chromadorea; Rhabditida; Strongylidae.
AUGACCGCUGAAGAUUUGAAAGGAUUGGAUAUGGUUGCAGCUCCAUACGAUAUGAGCACGGAUUUGGCUGUUGAGAUGGAGUUUGGAACAAUGAGUAUACCUGCAUCAUAUCGCGUUUCUGUACAACGAGAAGGCGAAACGAUCACCCAAUCUGUGGUACACGCACCGGUUACUGUGUUCUACUUGAAUAAUCUGCCUCGCGAUGGAAGAGAGUAUUCUGUGAGAGUCGAACCAGAUCGACAAUACCAGACAUUCCCAGCCAAGACA